AUGGUCAACUCCUGUUGUGGCUCAGUUUGCUCUGACCAGAGCUGUGGCCAAGGCCUCUGUCAAGAGACUUGUGGUCAAGACUUCUGUCAAGAGACUUGCUGUGCCCCCAGCUGCGGUCCCCAGAGCAUCUGCUGCCGCCCAGCCUGCUGCCAGACCACCUGCUGCCGCCCAGUCUGCUGCCAGACCACCUGCUGCCGCCCAGUCUGCUGCCAGACCUCCUGCUGCCGCCCCAGCUGCUGUGUGUCCAACUGCUGCAGACCAAGGUGCUGCCAGUCUGUUUGUUGCCAACCAACCUGCUGUCGCCCUUCCUGCUGCCAAACCACUUGUUGCCGCACAACUUGCUGCCGCCCCAGCUGCUGUGUGUCCAGCUGCUGCCAGCCUUGCUGCCGCCCCAGCUGCUGUGUGUCCAGCUGCUGCCGCCCUUGUUGCCGCCCCAGCUGCUGUGUGUCCAGCUGCUGCCGCCCAAACUGCUGCCAGACCAGCUGCUGCCGCCCUGCCUGCUGCCUUCGGCCAGCCUGCUGCCAGAGCACCUGCUGCAGGACCAACUGUUAUGGACCCACCUGCAUUGUGUCCACCUGCUGCUGCCCCAGGUGCUGUGGGUCCAACUGCUGCCAGCCUUGCUGUCAUCCCAGCUGCUGCUGCCACCCAACCUGCUACAGACCAAGUUGCUGCCAGUCUGUGUGCUGCCAACCAACAUGCUGUCACCCUUCCUGCUGUCAAACCUCUUGUUGCCCCACAACUUGCUGCUGCCCCAGCUGUUGUGUGUCCAGCUGCUGCGCCUUGCUGCGCCCCAGCUGCUGCUGCCAGCCCUGCUGCCGCCCCAGCUGCUGCCAGCCUUGCUGCCGCCCCAGCUGCUGUGUGUCCAGCUGCUGCCAGCCCUGCUGUCAGACCACUUGUUGCAGAACCACCUCCUGCUGCCCAGCCUGCUCCUCUUGCUGCGUCAGCUCCUGUUGUGGCUCCACCUGCUCUGGCCUGAGCUGUGGCUCUGGCUGCUGUGCUCCCUGCUGCUGCCGCCCUGCCUGCUGCCUUCGGCCAGCCUGCUGCCAGAGCACCUGCUGCAGGACCAACUGUUAUAGACCCACCUGCAUUGUGUCCACCUGCUGCCGCCCCAGCUGCUGUGGGUCCAGCUGCUGCCAGCCUUGCUGCCAGCCCUGCUGCCGCCCCAGCUGCUGUGUGUCCAGCUGCUGCCAGCCCUGCUGCCGCCCCAGCUGCUGUGUGUCCAGCUGCUGCCAGCCCUGCUGCCGCCCCAGCUGCUGCUGCCGCCCAACCUGCUGCAGACCAACUUGCUGCCAGUCUGUGUGCUGCCAACCAACUUGUUGCCGCCCUUCCUGCUGUCAGUCUAGUUGCUGCCGCCCCAGUUGUUGUGUGUCCAGCUGCUGCCAACCCAGUUGCUGCCAGCCCAUCUGUUGCCAGACUACCUGUUGCCAGCCAAGCUGUUGCCAGUCUAGCUGCUGCCAGCCCAGCUGUUGCCAGUCCUGCUGCUGCCAGCCCUGCUGCCCACCCAGGUGCUGUCUGCCAUUCUCUUGCCAAACCACCGUGUGCCGCCCAGUGACCUGCGUGCCCAGGUGCAGCCGCCCCAUCUGUGACACUUGCUGCCGCCCUCGCUGCUGUGACCCCUGCUGCCUGCAGGAUGGCUGCUGCCGCCCCAUCUCCUGCUGCCCCACCUCCUGCACAGCUGUGGUCUGCAGACCCUGCUGCUGGGCUUCCACCUGCUGCCAUCCUAUUAAUGUACAGUCUCCUUGCUGUAGACCCCCUUGCUGCCAGCCAGCCCCCUGCCGCACCACCUGCCGCACCACCUGCUGCCCUACCUGCUGCUGA
This is a messenger RNA of Gracilinanus agilis (Agile Gracile Mouse Opossum), 1818 nucleotides long. RefSeq names its product keratin-associated protein 10-4-like. The record is from RefSeq and is a predicted model, not a curated record. NCBI's taxonomy places the organism in Eukaryota, Metazoa, Chordata, Mammalia, Didelphimorphia, Didelphidae. Gene Ontology annotation, cellular component: keratin filament.